Striga asiatica is the source of this 930-nucleotide messenger RNA. NCBI's taxonomy places the organism in Eukaryota, Viridiplantae, Streptophyta, Magnoliopsida, Lamiales, Orobanchaceae. The record is from the annotation of a GenBank genome assembly.
AUGGCAACAGCUACCUUCGGCACGCCUCCACAAACCCUUUCGUUUGCCCUCACGAGUAGCGACGACCUCACCUCUUUUCCUUGCGGGGCCAACUACACGUGCGUAAAAUGCACGAUCGACCCCAAGGAUAUUCUCGUAUUCAAGCCCGAUCAAUCCAACUCGUCGUCUCUGUUAUACUGCGACGACCCGUUACUGAAUAACACCAUCUCCUCGGAUCUAAUCCCGGUUUACACCCAAUGCAUCUCGGACGACUCGUGCUCCCAUGCUCUGGCAGAGUACGCCGACGACGAAGAUGGCUCGAUUGCGACGUCAGGUGUAAUUUUGUCCAAGACGCUAACCCUACCCAAAGGAGCGAAUGAGUCGUCGGCCAAAAAGCUCAAUCUCCUCGUCGACUGCACCUCUGAGUCGGAGGGAUGGCCGCAAGAGAAGAUUGUGGUCGAGGGAGUCGAGGUGAAGGUCCCGACGAAGUCUUUGGCCGCGGAUGAGAAUGGAAACAGGGGAAUGAUGGUGGAGGCCGGGUACACGGUCUCGGUCAUGGACGAACGCGUGUUUGAACCGUUGGUGUGGGAAUUUGAGAAGCAAGUCGGGAAGAAUUACACAAGGGCUAAGGAGGUGGAGAAGGAGUUUACGCACAAACCGUGUUAUAAUAUCGAUUCCAAGGGUAUAAAGGGUAUAAUGCCGAAGAUGGGUUUUCGUUUCGAAGGAGGGGCCGAGUUGGUUGUGCUGGUUGAGAAUUACUUUAGGUAUUGGAACGAGUCGGUUAUGUGCAUGACGAUAUGGUCGGAAGAUAAUGAGAUGAAGGCGGGAGAUGAGCUGGACGGGCCUGCGAUGGUGUUAGGUCAGUGGCAGAUGCAGAAUGUUUACGUGGAAUACGGGUUGGCCCACAAUCGUCUUGGUUUCCUGCACAAAAAUUGCUCGCAAAGUUCUUAA